AGAUGUUUUUCUAGACGAAGGAGUUUGUAGAAGAAAGCUUUGAGGUCAACGAAUAAUAGAAAGAUUUAAUCGAGAGGGUAUUCCACCAUUGCAACUAUGCCCCAUAACAAACCACUCGCGAACUAGUUGAAAGAGAUUGCAAUUUCCGACAGGGUAUUUGACACUUUAGCCUAGUGUAUGAAACUUACGAUAAUUUGUAAGCAAUUUCACGCCUGGAUGCUAACAAUAGACUCUACUAUUUGUACUAAUUACUCUGUUAUAUAUAUUUACAUAAUUCUCGCUUAGCAAUUAUUGCCUCAAUCACCUAUUUUAUAUGCAAUGUAGUUAAAGUUACAUUUAUUGGCUAUAUUUGUUAUUUACAUUAAUUAAAUUUAAUUUAUUGCGGCCCACUUUUUUAUAAAAAAAUUAUUUUCAUUCACACUUUCUACUUUCUGUUGAAGAAUAUAAUGUUUCGUUUAGUAUUUUUCAUUUGUUUUCAUUGACAUUUUUAAUUUAUUACACUAAAUCACUUUAUUCUUUUUUUUAUACUGAAAAACCAUCGACAAUUCCAUCAGCAAACAAAGUCCAAAGCUACAAGACCACACUCGAUGAAGCCUACCAAAUGGCGCAAAAGACGAAAAGACAUUAAGUAAAGACAAAAUAGCAAUACACUGCAGGAAGGCCAAAGCAAAUGAAUAUAAAGAGUGUGAGCGCCAAUGAGACAGAUGGUGUGAGAGAGAGAAGUGCUGAAGGUGAAAAGGGAAGAGCUAAGGGUGGGAAGUUGUUGUGAUAGCCUACUUUUUGGCGCUUUACGAGAAAUUUUGGCGGCUGUUUUGCAGGGGUUUCAGCCUUGGCCACCAUAACCAUUUAUGUAGCAAGCUGGAAGCUGUUUUUGUUUACGCCAAGAGUUGUCAAAGCAAAUGCCAAUAGUGAGAGUCUUUUUUGUGUGCUUUGGCAACAUUUUCAGGCGCAUGACAAGUGUUUUUGGUGUGUGCGCUAGCUAGAGUUUGUGCUAAUAAGCGGUAGAUGGCGGCGCUGAAGGUGUGGUGAAUUUCAUAUAUAAAUAGCGAAAAAGGUGGAAAGGAAGGAAAGGAGAUGAAACUUGGUUUCUUUAAUUAAUGAGAUGUAAAAGUGUUUCUUCAAAAAUUAGUAUGCUCUUUCUGUCAUAAUAAAUCAAAUAUUCUUCAACACACACUCCGCGCAACAGCUGUUUGAAAUUCACCACAGCGCACAAUGGCUGUCUCGCUUACACCACCGCAACUCCACUUGAGCGCACUCUCCCCCGUCCAUAUAAGCCGUGCACAGACUCCUCUCUGCGCUUAUGGCACUCACAACGCGCCUGACCGGUGUGCCGAAUUCCACCACUCGCUAACGGUUCGUCGCCAAUGAAAUUCGUGCCACUUUCGUAGUCAACUUUUAGGUGCGUAACCAAGUGCAACGUUGUGUCGCUACAACGGCGCGGACAAUGUGUGUGCGUGUGUGUGGGGAUAAACGUUUUUGAAAAGUUACCAACAACAGCAACAACAAAAAAUAUACCGUUUAUGUCCAAAGCGUUUAGUAUUGGAAAAUCGUGAAAAAAAUAAAUAUUUGAAUUUCGGUCGGACUUUGUGCAAAAGAGAAUAUGAAAAUGUGAAUUUAUUACGCGUUGUCUGCGCUAAAACGCCUAAAAGUAGACCAGCUCUAGCACUAGUGGAAAGAAUAUAAAUAAUAAUUGUCGGAAUUGAAAACGUGCAGUCAACGAAAGGGAGGAAAAUCUGCGAAAAUCGCAACGGUAAAGGUACGCAAAUAACGCAAGCAAAAUGCCAGGCGGACGUCGAGGACUUGUUGCGCCGCAGAACACAUUCCUGGAGAACAUCAUACGGCGCUCGAACUCACAACCGGACAGUUCGUUUCUAUUGGCCAACGCACAGAUUGUGGAUUUUCCGAUUGUUUAUUGCAAUGAGUCCUUUUGCAAGAUUAGCGGCUAUAAUCGUGCUGAAGUCAUGCAGAAGUCGUGCAGAUGCGGCUUCAUGUAUGGCGAGCUGACAGACAAGGAGACGGUGGCGAGGCUGGAGUUCACAUUGGAGAAUCAGCAGCAAGAUCAAUUCGAAAUUUUACUCUACAAAAAGAACAAAACUCCGCUAUGGCUGCUGUUGCAAGUCGCUCCAAUACGCAACGAAAGGGAUUUGGUUGUGUUAUUUCUGCUAACAUUUCGGGAUAUCACGGCACUCAAGCAGCCGAUCGACAGCGAAGACACAAAGGGUGUUUUAGGUUUAUCGAAAUUCGCCAAACUGGCGCGUUCGGUGACACGAAGUCGUCAAUUCAGCGCACAUCUGCCAACACUAAAGGAUCCAACGAAACAAUCCAAUUUGGCGCAUAUGAUGUCACUCAGCGCCGAUAUUAUGCCACAAUACAGACAAGAAGCGCCAAAGACGCCGCCACACAUUCUUCUGCAUUAUUGUGCAUUCAAAGCGAUUUGGGAUUGGGUGAUAUUGUGUUUAACAUUUUAUACAGCCAUUAUGGUGCCAUACAAUGUAGCUUUUAAAAACAAAACUUCAGAAGACGUCUCACUGCUCGUCGUCGAUUCCAUAGUAGAUGUUAUAUUCUUUAUAGAUAUCGUUUUAAAUUUCCACACAACGUUCGUGGGCCCUGGCGGCGAGGUCGUCAGCGACCCCAAAGUGAUACGCAUGAACUACCUAAAGUCAUGGUUCAUCAUCGAUCUGCUCAGCUGCCUGCCGUACGACGUCUUCAACGCUUUUGACCGCGACGAGGACGGCAUAGGCUCGCUCUUCAGCGCGCUGAAAGUGGUGCGUCUCCUGCGACUGGGGCGCGUCGUGCGCAAGUUGGAUCGCUAUCUUGAAUAUGGCGCAGCGAUGCUUAUACUGCUGCUCUGCUUCUACAUGCUGGUGGCGCAUUGGCUGGCCUGCAUCUGGUACUCGAUCGGCCGCAGCGAUGCCGACAAUGGAAUACAGUACAGUUGGCUGUGGAAGCUGGCAAAUGUGACGCAAUCGCCAUACUCGUACAUCUGGAGCAACGACACCGGACCGGAACUGAUAAAUGGUCCGUCGCGCAAGAGUAUGUAUGUGACGGCGCUCUACUUCACCAUGACGUGCAUGACAUCGGUGGGCUUCGGCAAUGUGGCCGCCGAGACGGACAACGAGAAGGUGUUCACCAUCUGCAUGAUGAUUAUUGCAGCGCUGCUGUACGCGACGAUAUUCGGUCACGUGACGACCAUCAUCCAGCAGAUGACCUCAGCGACGGCGAAGUACCACGACAUGCUGAACAAUGUGCGCGAAUUCAUGAAGUUGCACGAGGUGCCGAAGGCGCUCAGCGAACGCGUCAUGGACUAUGUGGUUUCCACGUGGGCCAUGACCAAAGGCCUGGACACCGAAAAGGUACUAAACUAUUGUCCGAAAGAUAUGAAGGCUGACAUUUGUGUUCAUCUAAAUCGCAAAGUAUUUAACGAGCAUCCAGCAUUUCGUCUUGCCUCGGAUGGUUGUCUGCGCGCGCUAGCCAUGCACUUCAUGAUGUCGCACUCGGCGCCCGGCGAUCUGCUCUAUCACACCGGCGAGAGCAUCGACAGUUUGUGUUUCAUUGUGACCGGCAGCCUGGAGGUGAUACAGGACGAUGAGGUUGUGGCAAUAUUGGGUAAGGGCGACGUCUUCGGCGAUCAAUUCUGGAAGGAUUCGGCCGUUGGCCAGAGCGCUGCCAAUGUGCGCGCCCUAACCUAUUGUGAUUUGCAUGCCAUCAAGCGUGAUAAAUUGCUCGAAGUCCUCGAUUUCUAUUCGGCAUUUGCGAAUAGUUUUGCACGCAAUCUGGUGCUCACCUACAAUUUAAGACAUCGACUGAUUUUUCGCAAGGUGGCCGAUGUGAAGCGCGAGAAAGAAUUGGCCGAACGGCGUAAAAACGAACCUCAAUUGCCUCAAAAUCAAGAUCAUCUGGUGCGUAAGAUAUUCUCGAAGUUCCGUCGUACGCCGCAGGUGCAGACCGGCUCCAAAGAGGUCGUCUCCGGCCAAAGCGAUGUGGAGAAGGGCGACGGUGAUGCGGAUCGCACCAAGAAGUUGCCCGCUAAAUUAACCCUCACCGAGGACUCACGCAUCCUAACAACAGCUGCCGCACCCUCUCCAACGCCAUCACCCUCGCCCUCAUCGGGUCCACCAUCUGCGCGUAGUACGCGUGCUAGUAAAUGGGGUCGCCUUCUGGGCAGUUCAAGUGUCGAUUCGGCUAGCGAUACGAGCGCCAAGGUAGCAGUCUCGAGAAGUUUGAGCGCCCGCGAAAGUCUGCGUGAGAGCACUGCCCAAGCCCGGCAGAGCAGUACUUCGAGUAGUAAUGGUGGACAAGGCAAUAAAGUUUUUCCUAAAGCUCCUAAACUACAGGCCAGUCAAGCGGCGCUUGCGCGCCAGGACACAAUCGACGAAGGCGGCGAGAUUGACGCCUCGCCCCCCAGUCGUGACACGCGGCUAGUUGGCGAAAGCGGCUCUGCAGCAGCAGUGGCGGCGGCUGCGUUAGCGGCUAAGGAGCGUAAUCUUGCCUUGGAGCGUGAAAGGCAGAUCGAAAUGGCUUCAUCGCGCGCCACCACAUCAGACACCUACGACACAGGUUUGCGCGAACAACCACCCACGAUGGCACAGCGCGACUUGAUCGCAACCAUGUUGGAUUUAAAGGUCGACGUACGUCUGGAAAUGCAACGCAUGCAGCAGCGCAUAGGACGCAUUGAGGACCUGUUAGGUGAGCUGAUGAAACGGUUGCCUGCACACGAAUCCUCGGGUCAAACAACGCCAGCUGAUGAACUUGGACCGGGUAGUGGUGGUGUUAACGCGCCUGUUGCGGGCGUUGGCAGCACAGUUCUCACCACGCGAAUUGGUGUGGUCGAUGGCGGCGGUGGCGGCACGCACUCGACCGCGGUUACGCCAGCUGCAGACACUGUGAUAACAAUUUCAACGGUGCCGCCCACGCCACCCAUCAGCACAAGCGCCGCCUCGGGUGUAGUGGUACAGAUCGGCGGUGUAGGUGGUGGCGGCGCAGGAGGCGUUGGUGUGCCUACAACUACGACGUCCGCAACUGUGGCGGUAGGCGCAGGCUCCACGCCCAUUCCACAGACACUCAGCCUGCUUAGCCCAGCACAGAUGGGGUUAGCGGCGACACAAGGCGGCAAUGGACUGGGACCGCUAAUGCUGAAGAAACGGCGUUCGAAGAGCAGGAAGGCACCAGCGCCUCCCAAGCAGCCAUCACAUGUGCAGAGUCCAGAACAGCAGCGUCUGCUGGAAGAGGAACCCAUUGUGGCGACCACGACUGUGGCGGUGGUGCCAAUGACGGCGCCCACGGUAACAACACCGACAACAGCAACGUCGAGCAGCGCAGCCACAUCGCCCACAACGGCCGGUCCGUCGUCGCUAGGCGGUGGUGGCAACACUAGCGGCACAUCCAGCGGUAGCGGUAGUGGCGGCGGUGGACGCAACAAGCGUGAAUUUCUCUAGCCCAAAAUAUUGGUGCGCCAUCAAUCGGACACUGGCAGUAGCUUCGAGCAAUAAUACGGACAGUAAAGCGGACUGCGCAAGACGAUGGCGUACAGCUGAGGAGAGAUGCGGCGGAGUGCUUCAUCAUAAUUUUACGCUGCUGCGGCUUUUGCUGAACUCAUUUUUAGCAUAAGUUGUAUAAAGGCAUAUUUUCGAGUAAUUCAAUUUUCGGUCAACUAGAGCAUAGAAGCUUUCGAAAGCUUAAAAUUUAGAAAACCAAAUUGCGGACUGCGAUACGCAAAGCAUUUUGUGGCGUUGAGCAGAAAAAUAUUUGUGAUAACCAACCAGAUAUUAUGACUAUGAGAAAUUAUUUAAAAAGCUACCAAGCUGUAAGAAUUAAAUGUCAUCUAGUUAAAAGCAAAACUGAAAAACAAAAACCAAUUAUAAGCCGCUUAGAAAAUUUGUAAAUUUAUUUGUAAAUAUGUAUUACAAAGCGAGUCUAAGAUGCUCGCCUGUUGAAGCUGUGUAGAUAUAUAAUAUGCAUAAAUAGAUUAUACACGCCGGACAGAGGCAAGGGCCGAGGCCAAAACGUCUCGCAGUACAGACAUAAAUAACUAUAGAUUAAACAUAGAACCUUUACGAUGACAGCAGAAAUGCUUAGCUUGCUGAAGAUCCUUGCCUUUUUAAGGAAUUGAAUACCCACUAAUUUGCGAAAAACACACUUUGUCCUUAACAAAGCUCGAUGAUUUUAUUUUUCUACUGCUACUUGGCUGUGCAAUUUUUCUUAAACACACUUUUUAUACUUUCGUGGCACUUUUUGGUUUUUACGUAAAGCUCUUUAGGGAAUAUGGACAGUUUUUUUAAGCUUAAAGCUUCGUUAUAAAGCAACUGCAGAAAACAUUCAGAUUAAAGCUCUUAACAACAACCUAACUUUUCUGAAAAGCUAAUUAUAGUCAAAUUUUUUUUAGAAAAUGAAUAAAGCGUAUAGUAAAAGCUUAGCAAGCUAUAUGUUAUAAAAAAUUUCAAACAUCGAAAACAGUAUCUAAUUUAAAGCUUAUAAACUCAGCAGCUUUGAGAAACCCACAAUUGAUAAUAUUUUAAAUUCAAGAAACAGAAGACAGAAAAAAUUGCUUCAUAAUUUUAAACAACGCUGAAACAAAGUAACCUUUCCUCCAGAGCUUUCAAGCACAAGAUUUCGCUACAUAAAUCUUUGUGUAAAGCUUUCGCUUAUGAAAGCUCGGCAACUUUCGAAAAAAUAAUAUGUUAAUAUAAGACGAAAAGCUCCAUUAGGCUAUCUACAAAAGCUUUAAGAUUUCUUUCUCGCUAUUUCUUGCUUUCACUGAAUUCAGUUGUUUCUUUUUCAGCGAGAGUAGGCCACCUUCGUUAGUUUGAAUGAAGCUUUCACAGCGCUGCCAUAUGAUUUUUUUUGACAUUUCAAAAGAUGUUUAUUUAUUUCGUUCCUUCUUUCCAUCCGACUCUUUAAGAAUAAAGAAUAUUGCAUAAUUAACUGCCACACACAAAACAUAGCGAACAUUUUAAGAGAAUGCAAAAUUACAAGCUGAGAAAACUCAGUGCAUAUAAAUACAAAAAAAUAUGCAAACUUUGUACUACAGUUUUCAUUUAGAAACCCGUCCUUGAAAUGGAAAACACACAGAAUCAAACGAAGAACAAAUUUAUGCAAACAAAGAAAACAAAGCAAACGGUACUGAUUAUUAAGUAAAUAAAAUAUUAAAAUAUUAAUGUUGAAAGUUAUUUACAAACAAAGCAAAAAUAGGAAAAUAAUAUAAACAAAAACAAACUACAAAAAAAUUAAGCAAUAAAUGCAAAAACAAUGCUCCAUUCAAAUAACUUAAGAUUAAAUUAUAGUAAUAACAACAAUAAAAAAUAAAAUAAAAACAAAAAAAUAGUAAAUUUAGCCUAAAUUAAGUGACUUACAAAUUUAAGUUCUACACAAGAAGAACAAGAAGAACAGAGAAGCAGCAAAAGAAGUACAGCAAAUACAAUUAAACUAUAUAAACCGUUAACCAAAAUGAACAACAACCAAACGACAAUCGAAUUACAAAAGCAAAAUAAUAAAUAAUUUUUUUCUCAAUCUCACUGUAAAUAUUUAGAGGUGGCAACACGCCAGCUGAGUUUGCGCGCAUUUUUUGUAUAUAAACACACAUCUAGACGAUAUUGGUUCAAAGUAAGGUGUCUACAAGCUUUUGCCUUUGACUUGCGAUCUUAUGAUUGUUCUUCAUUCAGGCAUUUUGUAUUUUCAGUUGGUUUUUCAUAAAAAUUAAGAUCGGAGCUUUUUGUGCUUCGGAAGUUUAUAAUGAUCCUAAGCUACAUUAUUUGAGAAUCGCUUAAAAGCUCCCAAAUAUGAUCACCUACUCAAAAUUGUUCAGGGGAGUACGCCAUUGAGCCAAUAAUAAUAUCCUUAUUCGAAUACGAAUGGUCAGUAGAUACGCUUGAAAAAAAGCUCAAUGUUAGUGUCAUCCUUUGAGCUAGGAUAAUAAUCGAGAAAGUGGAAAGAAGAUAUAAAUAAUAAAUCAAGCACAAACUUUCUAACGGAAGCAAGAUGGUAGCAGACGAAUCACCAUGCAGUUUAACUUUAAUUCUGAACAAGUGGAACACCAAGCUUUCCAAUAUGAAGAGGACGUUUUUAGGUCUGUAAAAGCUUCAGAGUAGAUGUAGAACUCUUCAUUUAUGUUUCCUCUAGUAAUUAUAGUCACCUCACUUUAACCGAUCUGCAAGAAAUUGUCCAGAACAAAAAAAGAAUUCCACAAAAAACACUCGCUUGCGUUGAAAAUGCAACCAACACCCUGUAUAUAUAGAAAAGUUACGUUUUGAAAUUAGUACUUGGUGCUUCGCAUAGCAUAACAACUACUAACUACUUACAUUACCAUGCGUAAAUGUGAUAUUGAUUGAUUGCGAUGAAAAUUGUAGGCGUUUGAGGUUAUAGAACUGUUUGUUUCACUUGCAAUAAACUUCUAGCGGAAUUCGUGCACUUCUUCACAUAGGCAUAUAGAGAAUUAACAGAUUUUGUUUUAGCAAAUCACACAGCUUAGCAAAAUAUAGAUAUAUGGCAUGCAAGCCAGCGCUUUAGAUUGUGCUGCACUUGUUUAGAUUGCCUGAAGCGGUUUCAAAGUAGAAAUACAACACUGAGUUCGAAUAUCUCAAAGUGCUCAUAUUUUAACUACAUAUAUUUCUUAGGACAACAUGACGCAUAGUUCUCCUAGGUCUAAUAGAGCAAUAAGUGAACAAAGUUAGGUAAAUUAUAGAGAAAAUGUUAUUCGAUGGUUGUUUUAUAUAAAUUAAUUAGAAGACACUUGGUAAGGUAAGAGUUAAGACGGCGCGGCAUAUUUCUUUGAGUACCUUUAAUAAUAAUUAAUUAAUUAUAAGAUGUUGAACGAAUUCACGUUUAGAUAAUAUAGGCAAAAUUUUGUUAAAAUUACUUGUUUCAUGUAAACAAACUUGUAUAGAUUCAAGAAAAAAUUGUAAAAAUCUUGACAUGAAAGCUUGACUUGAUUUGACUAUGCUUUGACUUUUUAAGAAUAGAUGUUCAGCAUGUCUCGAUCAGUUAACUUCCUGAAGAUGAGUCUUCGCUUCUCAGAUUCGCGCGACGUUUAGUGAAGACCAAGACAAGCUCUCGAGGACAGACGUCAAAGGUGGCUUAUUGGUACCCAAGUAAAAUUCUAAAAUUUAGCGAUUCGAACAAGCAAAUACCAUAUAUCUAAGGGACUAGAAUAAUAGAUUCGAGAUAACAAAAGCACGUGGAUAAAAACUGUUAAAAAGGUACACAAAUACUCUCUUUGUUUCUACUUUCGAAAGAACUGUUAUAAGAGAGCAGAGCACUAGUGAGGAGGCGAAUCGAACACGUUCAAAGUAUUACCAAUUUUUAAUGAGGUAUAUAGGCACUAUCUAUCUAUUCUGCUUUCGCAUGAACUAUUUUUAUAAGACGGUAAGAGACCUGAGCUCUAGAGAGCAGAGUGGUGACGUUUCAAGUAUGUUUGACAUUUCUCAUCUGUCUAACGUCUAUUAACUAAUAUAAAAAUCUUACGACACCUAUUUCUAUUGUUUCAGAGUCAAGUUAAGUCAAGUUCUUUCUGAAUAAUUUAUAUUUUGAGCAGCUAUUUUCAGUUGAGUAUUACAAAUUCAUACAUAUAGUGCAAUAACUGUACCAAAAUAUAAUACAAAGUGACAUACCAACUUACCUUCCUAAACUUCGAGAAUUUCGUUACCUGAGUGUGAUUUAACACUGUGCUUAUUUGUUAUUAAUUUUUUAAUGAAAGUAUAUAUUAAUCUACGAAUUAAUUGUUACAGUUGCGUUUAAGACAUAACCACAACCUGUUAGAUACUUGACAAAUGUAUAUUUACACACACUAACAUACAUAUAUUUGUACAAACGACAAGCAAUUUAAAUAUGGUAUUAAAUACACACACACAUCUAAUUUAAAAUAUUUACCCUAAAUCAUUUGUAGUUGUAAAGGAAAUGAGAAGCAUAUUUAGAAAAUAGCAAAAACAUGCAAAAUUGAGUUAAGUACUUAUUAAAGAUAACACAAACUUUUUCAAUUUAAUUUCAUUAAAUACAAAUUUGUAAAUAAAACUGCUGUAAAUAACUGUAAAAUACAGAGGAGGAAGCCCGGAAGUAAGCGCGACGCAUGCAAGCACCGUUAGACGCUUAAGAUAUUGUAAAAAAAAAAAACAAAUUUAAAUAGUUCAUAGUAUAUAUAAUGUAAUUAAGUGAGAAUAUUUAUAAAUAAUAAUAAAAACGCUUAACAAAUUCGUCAACUACGCGCGCAUACGAAAUUAGACAAAUGCUAGCAGUUAGAACAAGUGUAAAAAGACAACAAAAAAAAAAAUUAAAUUAAAUUAGCAACACGUGCAGACUAAGUGAAGCUUAUAGCAGCAACUAGCAAAUGAAAUAUUCGAAUAUAGUAUUUACC
Zeugodacus cucurbitae (melon fly) is the source of this 10342-nucleotide messenger RNA. It is a transcript of the gene eag, whose product is annotated as potassium voltage-gated channel protein eag. Gene Ontology annotation, cellular component: membrane. The transcript has 16 exons. Bases 1779 to 5435 code for a protein of 1218 amino acids. The record is from RefSeq and is a predicted model, not a curated record. Gene Ontology annotation, molecular function: voltage-gated potassium channel activity. Lineage: Eukaryota; Metazoa; Arthropoda; Insecta; Diptera; Tephritidae. Gene Ontology annotation, biological process: potassium ion transmembrane transport; regulation of membrane potential.